Cucumis sativus (cucumber) is the source of this 1044-nucleotide messenger RNA. RefSeq names its product flowering time control protein FCA-like. Gene Ontology annotation, molecular function: mRNA binding. The record is from RefSeq and is a predicted model, not a curated record. Bases 61 to 1029 code for a protein of 322 amino acids. NCBI's taxonomy places the organism in Eukaryota, Viridiplantae, Streptophyta, Magnoliopsida, Cucurbitales, Cucurbitaceae. The transcript has 11 exons. Gene Ontology annotation, cellular component: ribonucleoprotein complex; cytoplasm; nucleus.
CCGUCGCCCUUUCGACAGCCUCCUCGAUACUCUACUCCCCCUGCUGCUGGGUUUCGCCCGAUGGGAACUGCCGGGGGAUUCCGUCCAAUUCCUGGUCCUGGGGAUGGUGGUUUUGGGUCCGGUUUCCAACCGCCACCUGUUGUUGGACAGAAACGGGGUUACCCUUUUGCCGGCCGUGGAAGUUCUCCAGAUCAUUCCGAUGGAAGCAAUUUUGCCAAGCUAUUUGUUGGAUCGGUUCCAAGGACAGCCACGGAAGAAAUUAUUCGUCCAUUGUUUGAAGAACAUGGAAAUGUGAUUGAAGUAGCUUUGAUAAAGGAUAAGAGAACAGGCCAACAACAAGGAUGUUGUUUUGUAAAAUAUACUACCUCAGAAGAAGCUGAUAGAGCAAUUAGGAACCUGCACAAUCAACAUACCCUUCCUGGGGGAGUGGGCCCGAUUCAAGUUAGAUAUGCUGAUGGUGAGCGAGAGCGCCUUGGUGCAGUUGAGUACAAAUUGUUUGUUGGUUCACUAAAUAAACAAGCUUCAGAAAAAGAAGUCAAGGAAAUCUUUUCUCCCUAUGGAGUAGUUGAAGAUGUUUAUCUAAUGCGGGAUGAAAUGAAACAGAGUCGUGGGUGUGGAUUUGUGAAGUAUUCACAUAGGGACAUGGCACUGGCGGCUAUAAAUGCUCUUAAUGGAAUUUUUACAAUGAGAGGUUGUGAUCAACCAUUAAGUGUCCGCUUUGCUGACCCAAAGAAGCCCAGACCUGGAGAUUCAAGGGGCACUCCUGCAUUUGGAGGUCCAGGCUUUGGCUCUCGCUUUCAACCACCUGGGCCAAGCAGACCAACACCUAAUUUUGGUGAAUUUAUGGGUGAUCGAAUUCCAAUUGAUGUACGAGGUUUCAGGCCACCCAUUGAUGCUGGUAUUCAUCCCUUUGGGGGUCAGUUGCCACCUAGGUCCAGUGAAAUGGGACUACCUUUGAAUUUGGUAAUUUAUUAUUACCUUUUGAGUUUGACAUAUAAUUUUGAUUGCUAUUUAUGUAGGCCUACGUAGUAAAAGCAGUAUUUU